Zerene cesonia (dogface butterfly) is the source of this 1465-nucleotide messenger RNA. RefSeq names its product fumarylacetoacetate hydrolase domain-containing protein 2-like. The transcript has 5 exons. The coding region runs from base 133 to 1137 and encodes 334 amino acids. The record is from RefSeq and is a predicted model, not a curated record. Gene Ontology annotation, molecular function: hydro-lyase activity. Lineage: Eukaryota; Metazoa; Arthropoda; Insecta; Lepidoptera; Pieridae.
UAGUGUCACAGAAAUGGAUUGUCGAUUGCGUAAUAGUAUUGUUGUUGUGGAUAUUUUUAAAAUUUUGUAGGACUUUUAAAUUUGAAGAGAACAUAUAGUAUAUCUUGAAGUGACGUUUAUAUAUAAUUGAGUAUGAACAGCGCGUGGAUUGUUCGGCGUACGAUAAGCCAUAUAAAACCUCAAACUUCGAGGAAAACUGUCAAUAGCGCGAUAGCGGCUACAGUGUUUGGAUUUAGAAAAUUUUCGGCGGGAACUGUUUCCAACAUGAAAAUUGUACAGUUUUCAUAUAAAAACAAUCCAAAUGAAAUACGUGUUGGAUAUUUGGAUAAAGAUAAUGUGGUGGACUUAAAUAAAGCAAUCCCUGAUUUGCCGACAACUUUAUUAGAAAUUUUGAAGAAAGGAGAACUCGAUAAAGUUUUAAGUUCAUGCAAAUGUUCAAGCAGCCCAGUAAAGGAGCCCCUAUCAAAUGUUUUGCUCAAAGCCCCCAUAACGGGUAUGGAUAAGGUGCUAUGCAUCGGUCUGAAUUACAAAGACCAUUGUGAGGAACAAAAGCUAACUCCGCCAGAGGUGCCGAUGAUAUUCAGCAAGUUUGCAAGCACUGUCAUUGGCCCAUCAGAUGCUGUGAAACUGAGAACGGAUGUCACUGAUAAAGUCGACUGGGAGGUAGAACUAGCCUUGGUGAUAGGUAAAAAAGCGAGUAUGGUAAAGGCAGCAAAUGCGUUCGAUUACAUAUUGGGCUAUACAGUAGCUCAAGAUAUCAGCGCUCGGGACUGGCAAAAGGCUAGGAAUGGAGGCCAAUUCUUGCUUGGAAAGUCAAUGGACACCUUCUGUCCCAUCGGGCCAUGUAUCGCAACAGCUGAUGAGGUCAACGACCCCCAAAAGCUAGCUAUCAAAUGUUCCAUCAAUGGUGUGAUCAAACAAACCAGCCGAACUGACCAACUAGUCCAUAAGAUACCAGAUGUCAUUGAAAGACUAACAUCCGUAAUGACGUUAUAUCCAGGCGACAUUUUGCUAACGGGUACACCGGGAGGCGUGGGCAUGUACCGCUCGCCGCCCGAAUACUUAAAGCCCGGUGACGUCAUACACAGCGAGAUAGAAAACAUUGGAAUACUCGAGACUCGCAUCGAAAAGUUCUAGAAAUUUCGUGAACGUUCCGGAAUCUUGUGACGUCAUUGAAUGGUUAUUAAAUGUUCACUUUUUUGGAAAUAAUGUAUGUUGUACUUAUGCAAUGGUUUUAAGAAUUUUUAAUUAUUCGUAUUUAUUGACUGUUGGACCUGUAUACAUGUUUAAAUUAAUAUGUACUUUUUUUAUUACUAUGGUGGUAGGUAGUCCCGAUUGAUACAAUUUUACAUUGCAGUACGCAUAGUAUAACGCAAUAUAAAAUGUGUUCAGGAAUACAUAAAAUAUAAGCGAAAAGAUUUUUAUUUUUAUAUAGCUGUUAUAAAUAUAAUACUGUUUAUCAUAA